GACGGCAUUUUAGCAAGCGAACAUCCUUCACUCCUCGGCGAGAACCACCGGGCAAGAAGGCUGCAAACACUUCACACUUUCAAAAGCCGUCCUCCAAAACGUCAGACUCCAUCAGCUCGCUUGCCCGAUAGAACCGACCACCCUAAACAAUGUAAUAGUCUCUCCCUUCAGAUUUCCCUCCGUCGGUUUCAUCAGUCUCGCCUCACCAAGUGCUCACUGCUCAGCUGGCGACGCCCUUUAUCUCUCUCACGAUCGCCGCUGGCCGCUCAGCCUCCCUCUGCUCGCGCUCGCCACUCGCCGCUCAUUCUUCCCUCUUUCUCUCUCGCCGCUCAUUCUGGAGCUCUCACCUCCCUCUCUCGCUCGACGCUCAGUCCCUCACUAGUCGCCGUCGUCACGCAGGGAAGCCUCUGUUUCUUGGCACACAAAUACGAGACAAAAAGAGGGAAGCUGUGUUUUGUGUAUCAAGUGGCGGUGAAGUAGUUCUUUGCUGUGCUCGUUGGAAUUGCUAUGAUUGCAGGGCAUGAACAAGACUUUUUCAUUAGGGUCUCUACACGCCAAGCACAAGCCCUCUGGCUCGGAAGCAACAGGCUUCAUUACAAUAGACGCUUCAACGGCUCUCCAAUGCUUGCUGAUUGAGUCAACUCACCGGGUUUAACCACAACACUCCAAAACACUUGAGGGAUUGAGUGUUUUUGUGGUGCAGAGAGACGUUGCCAGUUGCCACCAUUAGCGCAAAUCUUGAGCCUCAUCUGAGAAUUCAAUCUUGCCCUUGUAAUGGAGGGAUUGAAGGUAUCGGAUGCGAACUUGGUGGUGUUCCUUCAUCCCUCGAAGAGCAACCGAGUGUCUAAGGCAGUUCUCCAUGAGCUCAGCUCUCACCUUUUUCAGUUUAGUGAAAUUUUUGAUGGAGUAUUAUUGGCUUAUGACGUUGAUAUUGUCGAUAGAAAUGCAAAGCUUCUUUCAGGGAUCCACCCAUACAUUGGUGUGAGACUUAAAGCAAAACUGCUGCUAUUUUCUCCCAAGCCAAAUAUGUUAAUAGAGGGAAAUGUUGUAAAACUUACACCAGAAUCCAUUCAUGUCAUUGUCCUUGGAUUUGCAUCUGCUGUAAUAAUUGAUGAAGACGUUCGUGAAGAAUUUGAAUAUAGAACUAAGCAUGGUAAGGAAGUAUAUCGCAGCAAAGCUCACAGGCGACACGUUAUAGAGGUUGGAACCAUGGUACGCUUUUUAGUUAAGAGUUUGGACCGGGAAAUACUGCACAUUUGUGGUUCCCUAGAACCAUCCAACACAGGAAGCAUUCAUUGGUUGGAUCAGAAUUUUGGGGAACUGUCCCUCAUAGAUAGGAGUGGUACGAAAAGAGAGCGCGAGAAUGAAAUGAAGAUGCAGGAGCAUGCUGUUGUAGGAGGGGAAGAAAUCUCCUUAGGCAAUGACCAAAGUAAAAAGUCCAAGAAACGAAGAUUAAGAGAAGAGUCUUAGACAUGGGUUUUUGUCAAGUGCGGGUUGUUUCAUUUGCUUACCAUAAUGUCAUCAAAGUUUGUGAUGCUUGUGAUUUUGUCAGCGAUCUUUCUUUC
Messenger RNA from Rhodamnia argentea, 1565 nucleotides. RefSeq lists its product as uncharacterized. Gene Ontology annotation, biological process: DNA-templated transcription initiation. Gene Ontology annotation, cellular component: RNA polymerase I complex. Lineage: Eukaryota; Viridiplantae; Streptophyta; Magnoliopsida; Myrtales; Myrtaceae. The transcript is spliced from 8 exons. The record is from RefSeq and is a predicted model, not a curated record. Bases 775 to 1470 code for a protein of 231 amino acids.